AUGGCGGAUACAUCUGGUGGUUAUUUGAAGCUUAUGUACUUGUCUAUGCUUGAGGACAUCGAUAAAAUUGGGUCUUAUAGUUUGGGGAGUGCGACCUUGGCAUACUUAUAUCAUUUUCUUUGUAAAGCCUUACAGAGUACCCAAAAUGAGAUAGCCGAAUUUUUGCCACUACUUCAGAUUUGGACGUGGGAGAAAGUCACUGUCCUCAGUCUUCAAAUAGUAGCCCAGAGAGAUGCGAGAACUAUUUCUCAUGUUGGUUUGCCUAGGGGUCCACAUGCUACUAUAUGUCAGGAACCGUAUUCCGAUGACUUAAUUGAGAGUCUUCCUCCCUAUUGUCACGCUGGACGAAACAUAUGGCGAGUUAGAGUUUCAAUCUUUUGUUGGGAUGUGGUCGAGGUUCAUUUGCCUGAUCGUGUUAUGAGGCAAUUUGGACUACAACAAGCUAUACCAACUUCGUUUCCAUUUGAUUCCAACCACUUUCGUCAUGAUCGUCGGGAAAGACCAAAUGCAAAUUGGGAGUUGGAACAUGCACAAUGGUUAUCAUUUUGGAACCAAUGCCUCCAAUAUAGUUGUGAUGCACCGGUUAAUAAUGAAUCAUUUCACUAUGAUGAUCCAUAUCUUAUUUGGUUCAGGCGCAUUACUCGUCUUGUUAGUGGUAAUCCUAAUUCACGUCUUCAAAAUCAACAAGGUUAUGUGCCUAAUUCAACGGCAUAUGAAACUAUGGUGCGUCAUAUUCAUUCAAUGGUUGAUGAAGCUAAAACACUUGGUGAUAAUCCAUCAUAUGAGGCCUUAUACAUAUUUAGAAAAAUGGUGCGAGAUCAAGGUUCUGAUUGUUUGAAAUAUGUUCAUGAGGCUGACAAGGUUCAUGUGUCAGCCGAUUAUAGAAGAGAUGUGGUACAAUCUAUCCAGUUACAUCCCCCAGUUCGUAGGCGAGGAAAAUAUGGUGUUGCUGGUAGAAGAGAACGUGUUGUUGAAAGAGGACAAACAUAUGUUGAAAUGGAUCAGGCCACACAAAAUGCCCAAGUAGCCUCAGAAGAUGAUCAAGCAACAUCUAAUUAUAAUAGUGGUUCCAUUUCAAGAGACUCUACAAACAUCAAGUCAUCCAAAUCUCUCAUCACUUGA
Messenger RNA from Solanum verrucosum, 1122 nucleotides. RefSeq names its product serine/threonine-protein phosphatase 7 long form homolog. The record is from RefSeq and is a predicted model, not a curated record. The transcript is spliced from 5 exons. NCBI's taxonomy places the organism in Eukaryota, Viridiplantae, Streptophyta, Magnoliopsida, Solanales, Solanaceae. Bases 1 to 1122 code for a protein of 373 amino acids.